AAAAAAAGUAGUAGCUGUAGAUAACGAUUUCGCUAUCCACUGUCUUCUAAAUCACCUUGUCCAAUGCCAUCAUCAAUGGCCGUCUCGACGACAUUGUCGACAACCGCUGCUUCACUCUCCUUCUCUUCCUCUUCAAUCUUCCUCUCUUCCUCAUCUCAAAGAAUCCCCAAACUUAACAUUCUUCCCCUCUCAAAGGCCCCCAAAACCUCUCUCAAAUCCCUCACCAUCUCCUCCCAGCUCGCAACGCUACCUAUCUUCUCCUUCUCUGGCGAAAAAAUCGGCGAGACCUUCCUCGACUUGAAGUCCGCCCCACAGGAGACUGCUCGGGCCGUCGUCCACCGCGCAAUCAUCCACGACCUCCAGAACAAGCGCCGCGGUACUGCCUCCACACUCACACGCGGGGAGGUUCGCGGCGGCGGGAAGAAACCAUACGGACAAAAGAAAACAGGUCGGGCACGGAUGGGGUCAAUUCGAACUCCGCUCCGGCCCGGUGGUGGCGUAAUUUUCGGGCCCAAGCCCAAAGACUGGUCGAUUAAGAUGAAUAAGAAGGAGAAGCGAUUGGCGAUUUCGACGGCACUGGCUAGUGCGACUGAGAGUAUGAUUGUGGUGGAGGAUUUUGGGGACAAGUUCGAGAAGCCGAGGACUAAGGAUUUUAUUGAGGCGAUGAACAGGUGGGGGUUGGACCCAAAGGUGAAGGCGAUGUUCUUGAUGAAGGAGUUGAUGGAUAAUGUGAAGAAAUCCGGGAGAAAUAUUGGGACAUUGAAAAUGUUGACUCCGCGGACGCUUAAUUUGUUUGAUAUAUUAGAUGCUGAGAAGCUGGUGCUGACACCGGAGACUGUGGAUUACUUGAAUGGAAGAUAUGGUGUGAAUGCGAAUGAGGAAGAUGAGGAGGGAGAAGAAGAAGAGGAUGUUCAAGGUUCUGAGGCAGAUGAGAAUUCUGAUGCAAAAGAGUAAUGGUGCCAUAUAUUGUAAGUUUGUAACCACUACUCCCAUGACUGAAUGAGGAUCCAUCUCAAUUCACAUUAAAGGUAUGCACUACCCAGUGGUGAAAACCAAAGAAUAUGUUAUGUUUGCAGGCUUAAGCCUUGCCAUACUGCGAGCUGGUUUUAGCAUAUAUUUUCUGGUCUAUCAAUUUUGUAUUUGCUUGCGCAGUCUCACAAAAAAUUGAUGCACUUAGAUCAUGUACCUUGUUCUUCUUCAGUAUUGUGUUCUGUUUCA
Messenger RNA from Tripterygium wilfordii, 1218 nucleotides. RefSeq names its product 50S ribosomal protein L4, chloroplastic. The coding region runs from base 64 to 954 and encodes 296 amino acids. Gene Ontology annotation, biological process: translation. NCBI's taxonomy places the organism in Eukaryota, Viridiplantae, Streptophyta, Magnoliopsida, Celastrales, Celastraceae. The transcript has 2 exons. Gene Ontology annotation, molecular function: structural constituent of ribosome. The record is from RefSeq and is a predicted model, not a curated record. Gene Ontology annotation, cellular component: ribosome.